AAGUAAAAGGUAAAUUAGAUUAGAAAUUUUAUCCUUGUAACGUCGAGCUUACUCGCUCAACCACAUAGGUCCAUCCAAUUAAUGUGGUGUCUAGGCUGAUUGGAUACGAGAAGUGCUAGCAAAGGGUCUCGUCCCCUGCUAAACAAGUGAGCUGAGCUCCGCCAAAAUCGUUCCUCUACUACCUGGCUACAUUAAAAGGAGUUACCGAAAGGUUGCGCGAUAGGCAACACCCAAGGAUCCGAUUUCUCUUCUCUUUACUUAGUAAGUAUUGAACCAUGGCCAUCGAGGAAGUAUCUGCUGAUUCAACCCACACAUCGGCAACCAACUCUUCUCAACAUAAAGGGCGAUCAUCAUCCAAUGAUCAUGGUCCUAUUGCUCCAGAAAAAUUGGACAACACCAAUUUUUUUUCCUGGUCUAAACAUGCGAAGUUGAACAUCACCGGCCGAGGUAAACUUGGCUACCUCACCGGCAAGAAGAAAGCGCCAUCUGAAGAAGAUGAGGAGGGGUAUGAAAUUUGGGUCGAAGAAGACAGUCUUGUUCAAGCAUGGCUCUUCAACUCCAUGCACAAGGAUGUCAGAGGAAAUUAUGAAAGUUUGGAAACAGCUAAAGAAAUUUGGGAUGCUGUCAAUACUACUUUUUCAGUAGCUGAGCAUAAUAGACUCCAAAAGAUGAUGUCUGAUACAAAGUACGAAGGCUCUGCCAUGGUUGCUCAGUACCAACCACCACAUGUCCGUAGCUUCCAGUCAUCUUCAUCAUCAUCAUCUUGGAAAGCACCCUCUCCAGGACCCAUGAAAUGCACUCAUUGA
Messenger RNA from Rosa rugosa (rugosa rose), 806 nucleotides. RefSeq lists its product as uncharacterized. The record is from RefSeq and is a predicted model, not a curated record. NCBI's taxonomy places the organism in Eukaryota, Viridiplantae, Streptophyta, Magnoliopsida, Rosales, Rosaceae. Bases 276 to 806 code for a protein of 176 amino acids. The transcript has a single exon.